This is a messenger RNA of Salvelinus namaycush (lake trout), 1991 nucleotides long. Its product is annotated as nuclear factor 1 B-type-like. The transcript has 11 exons. Gene Ontology annotation, biological process: regulation of transcription by RNA polymerase II. The coding region runs from base 519 to 1991 and encodes 490 amino acids. Lineage: Eukaryota; Metazoa; Chordata; Actinopteri; Salmoniformes; Salmonidae. Gene Ontology annotation, molecular function: DNA-binding transcription factor activity, RNA polymerase II-specific; RNA polymerase II cis-regulatory region sequence-specific DNA binding. Gene Ontology annotation, cellular component: nucleus. The record is from RefSeq and is a predicted model, not a curated record.
AGGAGUAUGACUGUGACUGUGUAAUUAAGUGAGAGAAAACAUAUUGGCGACGGGUUUGUUAGUAUCGUGCAGACUGAGGGUGUACAGGUCGAUAUUAUAGGCUAUCAAGUUUGAACAGGAAGAGUGUGGAAUCUGAAAUUCAGCGCUUUCUAUACUUUUCACAACGCUUUCAUGAAUUAACUUCUCACAUUAUAAAGCGCACUGUUCCAGAAAAGUGGGUUUUCUUUUUAACUUCAUUCACCGGCUCGGAUUGAGAUAGCCAUAUAGUGAUUCAAUGUGCUGCUUUGGAAAAGAAUAGCCUGUCUGCCGCAUCGUCUCCAUUUAAACUGAGAACAGAGGAUUUUUUGGACCUCCACAAUCUAACUGAUGUUCUUGUAUAACACCUUUGCGCGGAUAACUUCUCCACAAUCUUGCAUGGUGCUUUACGGGCAAGGAGGAAUGGCGCGAUAAAGUGGUAGCCUAUACCUGGCAUUCAGAAGAAUCAAUUGAAGUACCUAUUUUGUGUACACUGCUGGCUCAUGAUGUACUCUCCGAUUUGUCUUACUCAGGAUGAAUUUCAUCCCUUCAUCGAGGCACUUCUCCCUCACGUCCGUGCCAUCGCCUACACGUGGUUCAACCUCCAGGCGAGGAAACGCAAGUUCUUCAAGAAGCAUGAGAAGCGGAUGUCCAAGGACGAGGAGCGUGCGGUCAAGGACGAACUGCUCAGCGAGAAGCCCGAGAUCAAGCAGAAGUGGGCCUCGAGGCUCCUCGCCAAGCUCCGCAAGGACAUCCGCCAGGAGUACCGCGAGGACUUUGUGCUCAGCGUGACGGGCAAGAAGCACCCGUGCUGCGUCCUCUCCAACCCCGACCAGAAGGGCAAGAUCCGGCGGAUCGACUGUUUGCGGCAGGCCGACAAGGUGUGGCGCCUAGACCUGGUCAUGGUCAUCCUGUUCAAAGGCAUCCCGUUGGAAAGUACGGACGGAGAGCGCCUCGUCAAGUCGCCGCAUUGCACCAACCCAGCACUUUGCGUCCAGCCGCAUCACAUUACAGUGUCGGUCAAGGAGCUCGACUUGUUUCUAGCAUACUAUGUCCAGGACCAAGACGCACAGCAGUCAGGAAGUCCCAGUAACAAUGAGCCAGGCAACAACCCUCCAGUUUACUUGGAAGACAGCUUCAUCAAAUCAGGAGUCUUCAGUGUUUCGGAGCUGGUGCGGGUGUCCAGAACGCCCAUCACCCAGGGGGCGGGGGUGAACUUCUCCAUGGCCGACAUGCCUAGUCAGCCGUACUACCAUGACCUGAACUCCAGCGUGGGCCUCCAUCGCUCCCUCUCCUCCCCGCCUGGCAGUAAACGGCCCAAGACCCUCAACAUAGAGGAGAGUAUGGAGACCAGUCCCACUGGCCCUGACUUCUAUUCUUCACCUAGCUCCCCAGCUAGUGGCAGCAGGACCUGGCACGAGAGAGAAGACCUGUCGUCUCCCACCAUGAAGAAGCCCGAGAAGCCUCUCUUCAGCCCCACCUCCCCACAGGAUUCUUCCCCCAGACUGAGCACUUUCCCCCAGCACCACCACCCCGGACUCACAGGCAUCGGACACAGUGUUAUAUCAACGAGGAGCCCUCCCCCCCACUCCCCCCUGCAGUUCUCUGCCUCUGCCAUCCUCCCCCCUGCCCCGUCACCCUACUUCUCCCACCCCACCAUCCGCUACCCGCCCCAUCUCAACCCCCCUGACUCCCUGAAGAGUUACGUGUCCAGCUACGACCCGUCCAGCCCACAGACCAGCCAGCCGAACAGCAGUAGCCAGGUGGGGAAGGUUCAGGGCCACUUCACCCCAGUCCUGGCCCCCUCUCCGCACCACGGCACAGUGCGACCUGUCUCCCUGUCCAUGCCCGACACCAAGCCCAUCACAUCAGAAGGCUACUCAACCCCGGGCACCCCCACAGCCAAUCGUUUUGUAGGACUGAGCUCUAGAGAUCCAGCCUUCCUUCACCAGCAACAGGGGGAGUCUGAGAAAUAA